This is a messenger RNA of Ilyonectria robusta, 1357 nucleotides long. RefSeq lists its product as uncharacterized. Gene Ontology annotation, biological process: lipid storage. Lineage: Eukaryota; Fungi; Ascomycota; Sordariomycetes; Hypocreales; Nectriaceae. Bases 95 to 1123 code for a protein of 342 amino acids. The transcript is spliced from 2 exons. Gene Ontology annotation, cellular component: lipid droplet. Gene Ontology annotation, molecular function: lipase activity. The record is from RefSeq and is a predicted model, not a curated record.
GUUUAACGCAACGCUGGCGUCUUCGAUCAGACUCCAAACUGCACAGCUUACUUACCUCGGAACCGAAUUGUCGUGCUCAAUAGGAGGCUUGACGAUGUAUCCGGAAAUAUGGCUCCCAUCGGAUACAGAAAAGGGCGUCAAGCGGCAUGCCCUCGUCUACUUUGUGUGCGGUAACCCCGGCCUCGUGGAGUACUAUACAGAUUUCCUCACCAAUCUCCGCGGAUUUCUGCAAAAGUCUGAGGUCGAGACUGCGUACGACAUUUAUGGCAGGAAUCUCCUAGGUUUUAGUGACGAUGACCAUGAGCCGUUUGGGGAGGGCAAUGAGCCGUGGGAUCUAGACGGCCAGAUUGAGGGCAUUUACGAUGACGUCGCGGCGAAGCGAGUGCGACUGGGUGACGGGACAGCCGGGAAGCCCUACGACUUUGUGGCUUUGAUGGGACAUUCCGUUGGCAGCUUCAUUUCAGUCGAGAUCUUCCAUCGGCACAUGAAGUCGCCAGACCGAGCGCCGCACCUCAAUCUCAAGUACGGCUUCCUGCUCUUCCCAACGCUCACGCACAUCGGCCGGUCCCCCAGCGGCACGAGGGUCGAGUCGGUGCGCCGGGUCCUACCUAUCCUCGACAAUGUCGCGCACAUUGGUGCCCGGCUCAUCCUCAGUGUCUUCACGAAGGAUACUCUGACGUGGAUAGUCAACAAGAUCAUGGGCUUCACACCACUGACCGCGGAAGUCACGGCGCGGUGGCUCAAGAGCCGCGACGGUGUGCAUCAGGCCAUUCAUCUUGGCCUGUCAGAGUUGGAGAUGAUCCGCGAGGAGCGCUGGGGAGAGGAGCUGUGGGAAGUGGCGGAACAGGACGACGACGAUGACGACGCCCAGACGACGCCCAAGUUCUUCUUGUUUUAUGGGCGCGAGGACCAUUGGGUUGCGAACUGGGCGAGGGAUGAGUUGAUUGAGCGGCGGAGGGAACAUGGGGAAAGGGGAGGCAGGACUAAGAUAUUGGUGGCCGAGGGAGAUAUCCCACACGCGUUUUGCACCAAAGUUGCUUCGAGUUUUUCGAUGGCAGAGAGUGUGCAUGAUUGGAUCAAGGAAAUCGACGAAGGCUUCAGUGAAGGACAGGAGAAGGUGUGAAGAAACAGCUGGUUUGGCUACUUCCGCCCAUUGCCGAGCUAUAGGGUAAGUAAUCGGCAGACUGGUUUGGAUACACAAUUAGAUGAGUUUGGACAUCAACUCGUCACAGAAGAAUAUCACUGUUAAUAUAUAUCAUGAAUACGAGUUUAGAGUCUUGUAUUGAACUACUUUGGUCAUACUGUCGUAUGUUGGAUGCUGGAAUACGUGGACAGCCAACCAAUAUACGUAAUUGAG